AGAAUAUUUUCAAAAUGGACAGUUUCCAUGUCAAGGAAUUUCCCCUUCUUCCCUGAACUAAGCUUUCCUAAUGUCCUUCAAGGAUCAAGAAUGGGGCUGAGCACACAGAAUGUGCUGAGAAAAGAAUGUUUGGAUUGAACUGAACCCCUGCAGAACGUGGACUAUUUAGAGGCACUGAGUUUGGCCUCUGGGUGAAUAUUUGCCUUGGGUUGGCCCACUUAGCAGUGAACAGUAAUGGACCAAAGGAGACAGGCCAAGUUUCAGUACGGCAAAUCAAAGACUUCAAGAACUGGCCCAGUUAAAUUUGAGAAAGAAACAAUUGUUGAUAGUGAUGAGAUUUUUGAUGCAGUCGGGCAAUCAAAAUUUGUUCUAGAGAACCUUCACCAUUACACAGUCCAUCCAAAUUUGGCCCAGUACUAUGAGCCUUUGAAGCCCACUGCACUGCAAAAAUUCCUGGCUCGAAACAGGAAAAUUCAAAGCUUCACAUUGAAAGUAACAGAGUAUGAUCAGGAUAAGACCUUACUGAUUAUGACCAACAACCCACUUCCCUGCUCCAUCGACCAUCAGGGAAAGGACAUGACAUCAAAAUACUUUUCCAGAGAGUUACUGCUCAAGGAAAGUCAUCAGCACAAGCCCAGUGAGAACUUCUUCCUACCUCUGAUGUAUCAGAGAAAAAAGUUCAGAUCUGGGCUGAAGCCAAUCUUCCCUGUGACACUGUUGGAGGACCCUAAAUCCAAGAGAGAACAAUGGUUUAGGUUUUCCACGGACAAGGAUUUCAAGAGUGAAGGGAAGUAUUCAAAGGUCUAUGCUUUGACAAAACAGAAAAAAAUGUACCCUCAGCUCAACUUUGCUCCAGUCUGUAAAAGAGAUCUGAGGAGUGAUGUCUCCAAGAAGUCAGGGAGCGACCUGCCAACUUCCCAGAUGAUUUGGGAACCAUUAACCCUUUCAUCACUCCUGGAAGAGAAGCCCACCAGAACCGCGCGUUCCGCAACGGAAGGGCCCAGCAGUGGAUUAUAAAAAACGCCACUGUCAUUAAAUGCAAACAAGCCCUACAUGCCUCUCGCCUCAUCUUCAAAGACUGAGCGGCCUGGAGAAGUCGCUAUUUUGGGCAACCAAUUAAAAUCUCAUUCUGCCC
This is a messenger RNA of Kogia breviceps (pygmy sperm whale), 1135 nucleotides long. NCBI's taxonomy places the organism in Eukaryota, Metazoa, Chordata, Mammalia, Artiodactyla, Physeteridae. The record is from RefSeq and is a predicted model, not a curated record.